AUGUCCGAUGGAUCGUGGUUUGCGGAGUUGCAGCUGCUCGGCAAUGAACUUCUCCGGGGUGACGAUGGGCCCGGGCACAGCGGGCAAAGUGAGCCUGAAGAGGAGGAGGAAACUGCAGCGGAGCGCGCGGCGCGCUUCAAGCUCAUGCAAGAGCGCUUCGUAAAGGAAAACCUGGAGAAGCUUCAGCCACACCUCAAGGCUCGCGAGUACCUGGCAUCCAUCGAGCAAGAGGAAGCGGCCUUUGACCGGCAGCAUCAAUUGGCGAUGCAAGAAGCGCAGAUGGAGCGUGCGGCCAAGGAGGCGCGUGAAGCCGCCGAAAGGGAAGCUGCCGAAGCUGCCGAAAGGGCGGCGACGCGCAGUCCAGCGAGCCCCGUGCUUUUGCCUGACGAUGUCAGCGAUGACGAGUUCAAAGCUCGAGAGCAGGAGCCACACGACAUUUUCGAGUCCCUCCCGCGGGAAUCGCGAGAUGUUGGCAUGAGCCAAACCAUUGCAAUGGCCGCGUUUGAAAUCUUCCGCCUCGUGAUGGUCGUCCGCAGCUGCACCACGAAGACCGUGGUGGAGGACUGGAAGGAAGUCUUCCAGGAUGCCGCGAACAACUGGGAGCACCGGCAAAUGCUGAUCUAUGUGCUGCAUGAGCUCUCCAAGCAGAAGCCGGGACUUGCCGACAUUCAGAGCCUGCUGCGGCAGCUCUUUGCUUGGCUGUUAGAGCCAGGGCUGCGGCUGACGGCAGCAGAGCGCGAAUGGAUCGCGGGCUGGGUCUUCACGCCGGACCCCAGCAGACCGCACCUGCUGAGCUGCAUCAUCCGCUUGGUCAGUUCUCCAGAAUGGACGUACUUCUUCGAACGCUGGCGCGAGCAGAUGCUGCAGGAGAGCCCGGAGACACUAACUUUGCACAUGUUGCCCUGCUCCGCCCUCCCAGCCGGCAACGCGACAGCGGAUCGCGGCCACAGAGGGGGCUGGAAAUGGAGCAGCACGCCCGGCGCAGGCCUCCCAGGCUCCGCCUUCCCAGCCGGCAACGCGACAGCGGAUCGCACCUGCAGAGGUUAUCGACCUGUGCGCCAGCGAGCCUGGAAAUGGAGCAGCGCGCCCGGCGCAGGCGAUGCUUUUCACGUGGUGGUCUCGGCUUUUGCCGGGGCCAUCAGCUCGCAACUGCGAGAAAAGGCGCCUGCGAACGCCGCCGCAGCAACGGAGCUCCGGAGGCGGCUGAAUACCAAGGCACUGACAGAGGAAGAGGCGCUACAACUCGCCUCCGCCUCCGAUGGCAAGGCAGCGGCGGGCAACGCAGCCCAGCGUGCGAAGAUUAGCAAGCUGGCGGCCGAUCUGGCGAAGGUCCUGGGAACCUCCAGCGUCGCAGCUGCGGCGUCCUCGGAAGAUCAGUUCCACUGCCUGGGCUACUUGAACUUGGAGAAGGCGGAGUCCGUCCUCAAUGAGUUCGCCAAGGUUCUCACACAGGUGCAGCGAGAAGCGGACGUGGCCCUGAUCUUGAAGCUGAACUGCGCAAGGAUGGUGGUGGACCUCUGCUGCCGAGUCAAAGACAACAUCGCCAGCUUCGAAAUGGCCGGGGACAAGGCGCCGGUGGUGGCCUGGAAGCAGAACUGCAACGUCCAGCUCUGCGCCCUGAAGUGGCUGGGUCUGCUGUGUAAGAGCCGCCUCGCGCGCUUGGUCCUGCUUCUCACUGGCCGGGUCACGCUUCUCGCCGAUGUGGCCACAGCCUACCUGGACAUGCACUUUGCGGAGGCCUUGAAGCCCCAAGACGUCGAGGGUGGGCCGGUCCUCUUCUUGCCGCAGCUCCUGCACGUCUUGGCGCUGCACAUGAAGCAGGCCCCACCAGAGGGCGCGCGAGACCUGCAGGGCUCACUGGCAGCAUACUUGAUCCUGUGUGGCCUUGCUGAGAAGCUUCGCGAGCUCUUCGGGCGCGCCGAGAUCCGUGGCCUCAAGCUCUUCGACGGGGCCUCUCCACUACCGCUGCUUCUGCUGCGGGCAAUGUGCUUUCUGCACAUCCUCGUCAACGCCUACCGCCGGCCCGGGGGCGCACAGCCCGAGGCGAGCUCAAGCCCUGAUGUGAUUGCAGCCAUUGCGGCCUCCAACGAGCGUGUGCUCGAGACCCUCCGCAACACCGAGCUCUUCGGUGUUGUUGGCAUCCUGGUGUCCAUCUUGCUUUCAGACGGCCGCCGGGAGAAGGGCGCGAAGCUGCCGCAGACGGUGGUGUCGCUGUGCGUGCAGGCCCUCCGGAUCCUCAACUGCGUUGCGCAGAUUGACCUCAAAACGCUGCAGAAGACCAUGGGCGCCGGGGCGGGUCGGCAGCAGGAGUUGUACCAUGUGCUGGUGACGCUCUUGGACUACUGCGUGGCCCGAAUUCCUGGAAACUUGGCGUAA
Messenger RNA from Symbiodinium natans, 2376 nucleotides. Lineage: Eukaryota; Dinophyceae; Suessiales; Symbiodiniaceae. The record is from the annotation of a GenBank genome assembly.